AUGGACGAGUUAUUGGAAGGCUCGGGUUACGCUGCACAAUGCAGUGCUAUACCAUGGAUGACACGGGAUAGGUUCCCGUGGAAUCUUAAUCCGAUGAUCAAAAAGAUGCACUCUGGGGCGAAGCAGCUGAGCAGAAUAUGUGAUGAGAUCAUCGAAAAACGGCGGGCGGAGCGAGACGCGGGAGAACGAGCGGAAAAGCAUGAUUUGCUGGACAAACUUCUGCAUCUCGAUGAAGUGGACCUGCGAGGGAACCUUAUAACGUUCCUCAUUGCUGGUAGCGACACUACCGCCAUGACUGUCGCCUGGUGUCUCUACUAUUUGGCCCUAUACCCUGGAGUACAGGACAAGGCCAGGGCCGAGGUGGAUGGCCUUGGGCAUGAUCCCGAUACGAUAGAGGAUCUGGACGAGCUAGUUUAUGUCAAGUGUUGUAUACUCGAGGCCCUCAGGUUGCAACCCCCGGGUGUGCUCCUUCUCAAUGAGUGCACUCAUGACACGGAGCUUAAUGGCCACCGAAUCCCUUCCGGGACGAAGGUCACGACCCUUCUUCACAAGGCUAUGAUUACGGAGGCUCAAGGCGGCAAAAACUUCGAUCCCGAGCGUUGGCUCCUUCCUGACGGCUCCUCGAUAGACCAGGCCCGUGUACGUGAUCAUCUAGCAUUUGGUGGAGGGCCUCGUCAAUGCCCUGGACAGAACAUGGCCAUCAAGGAGGCUGUGAAAUUUUGGUUCUAUGUCAUUGAAUUGUCCCGCUGCAAGUAUUAG
Messenger RNA from Perkinsus marinus ATCC 50983, 759 nucleotides. RefSeq names its product cytochrome p450, putative. The transcript is spliced from 6 exons. Bases 1 to 759 code for a protein of 252 amino acids. NCBI's taxonomy places the organism in Eukaryota, Perkinsozoa, Perkinsida, Perkinsidae. The record is from RefSeq and is a predicted model, not a curated record. Gene Ontology annotation, molecular function: monooxygenase activity; iron ion binding; heme binding.